UUCCCCUAUCGCUUCUAACGAACGCUAGGAUUGGCCGCCGUGAAGCUGUCUGCAAAAGGCGGCAUCAAGCAAAAACCGCACUCUUGGAGCCCUGGAACCGGCCGCCGCUGCUGCUGCUCUGCCUUUUUGUGAUGGAAGCAUCCUUGAACGCUUAUCGAGAUGAACAACCUCCUUUGCAGGCUGAAAAUUUCUGUAGGAAACAUGAAAAGAACAGCAAGUUGUCAGGAGUAAAAAUAGAUAUUGAAAAACUUUAUGAAGCAGUGCCACAGCUUGUAAAUGUGUUCAAAAUUAAGGAAAAAAUUGGAGAAGGUACUUUUAGUUCAGUUUAUUUGGCCACAGCCCAGCUACAAGCAGGAUGUGAGGAAAAAAUGGCUUUGAAACACCUAAUUCCAACUAGUCAUCCUCUACGAAUUGCUGCUGAACUUCAGUGCCUUACAAUAGCAGGGGGGCAGGAUAACGUUAUGGGAGUUAAAUAUUGCUUUAGAAAAAAUGAUCAUGUAGUUAUCGUUAUGCCAUAUCUGGAACAUGAAUCCUUUUUGGAUGUUUUGAACUCUCUCUCUUUUGAAGAAGUACGAGAAUACAUGUUUAAUCUGUUUAAAGCAUUGAGGCGCAUUCAUCACUUUGGUAUUGUUCACCGUGAUGUCAAGCCCAGUAACUUCCUGUACAACAGGCGGCUGAAAGAGUAUGCCCUAGUAGAUUUUGGUUUGGCACAAGGAACCCCUGAUACGAAAAUAGAACUACUCAGAGUUGUCCAGUCUGAAAGCCAACAGGAAAGUUGCUCACAAAAUAAGCCUCACCUAACCUUGGGAAACAGGGUUUCUGUCAAUGUUACAGCAUCUAGACAGAUAGCUCAACAGUCAGCCUCAAAAACAUCUGAUAAAUGGUGCUGCUCGCUUUCACAAAUGCAGAUUAAACAAGGAAAAGAAGGAAAGGAGGGGUCUGCGCACCAUUCUGUCCAACGCUCUGUCUUUGGAGAGAGAAAUUUUAAUAUUCAUAGCUCCACAUACCAUGAGAGCCCCACAAUAAAAGUCAUAAAGCAAUCAAAGGUGAUGGAUGUUGCAUCUAGAAAAUUAGCAACAAAGAAGAUUAUUUCUACAAAAGCAGUGAACAAUGGUGUAGCCAGGAAAGCUGCCAACAGUUGCACAGCUAUCUUGACCUGUGACUGUUAUGCAACAGAUAGAGUUUGCAGUGUUUGCCUUUCAAGACGUCAGCAAGUUGCUCCUAGGGCGGGUACACCAGGAUUCAGAGCACCAGAGGUGUUAACUAAGUGCCCUACUCAGACUACAGGCAAAUCAAUACUGUGUACUAAAGAAGUCCCAGCACAGGAUUUAAGAACACUCUGUGAAAGACUGAGAGGAACAAAUAGCAGCUGUGCUAAAUCAACAAGCGAUGUGCACACCAACUCUUUAUAUGAACCUGCUUUGGCAAUUGACACAGACAAAAAGGUGGAGUUUGCUCCCCAACCACCUGGGGAAAAAAUCCAGCAUCUGAAGAACUGUCAUGAAGGUAACAAUGGCUUGGAAAUUAAGAUAACAGAAAAGGCAACUGAUUUGAAAGGAUGGGACAGAGUUCCUGAUGAGGCUUAUGAUCUACUUGAUAAGCUACUGGAUCUAAACCCAGCUACAAGAAUAACUGCAAAAGAGGCUUUGCUGCAUCAUUUUUUUAAAGAUAUCAGACAGUGAGAAGACACCUGAUUCCAUUAUUUCCUUGAUCUUUGCUUCACAUGAAAAUAUCAUACAAUAUAGUUGAAUUUCAGAUGCUCACUUUGAGUGUAUUUAUCUUCAUGGCAUGUAGUGAUCGGCUUUUCUUGUACUGUGUGGAAGAGGUUUCUGAAAAAUUGCCGGAAAUAUGUUUCUGGUGGAGGAAGGUUGGCAUCAUGGAUUGGUAGUAGAAUACAGAGCAUUUCACCUUUUUAAAUCACAAUUUCAAGUCCAUUUCUUGUUACUAGUGAUGGAAACCUUUUCUGAUGGCUGUUCAGUGGCCUAUGUGAAGUGAAUUUAUGGUUGUAGUCCAACUGUAGAAGACAAGUGUUCACAUUACCAAAACCCUUCCUUGCUGAAACUCCGAUACCAAAUACUGAAUAAGCAAGACAAGUGACAUACUUUCACACACGCCCCAGGUUAUUGCUGAAGCUCAUUGCUGAGGUGUGGGAAAGGUAGCUGUCUGUGCUGUACCUGUUCUAUGAGGAAAAGAAGGACGUAGUCCAAGGCUGUCAAUAAUAAGUUUCACAAGCACUAAGUUGACUUAUUUGUUUUUAAAUCUUCUAGUAAAAUUUAAAAUCUUUCCUAUAAAAUAGAAUACACAAAUGUAUGUUAAGUGUGGUUAUAAUAUGAGGAAAUGGAGUGUGACUUUUGGUUAACAUACAACGUUUAGUAUUCUGUCCACAUGCAUACAUCCCUUUCUUCUCUCCUUGUGAUCCAUUUACUGUCCAGCUUGUUGUACUUUUUGUAUUGGACAGCCUAGCUACAUUGCCACUGGCCACAAAUAGUCUAUCCAAGUCAUCCCCGGAGAAUACCUUUUUAUUUUUUUUAUUUUUAAAUUAACUGCUAAUCUAGGGGUCAGGUAUUGUUUUGACUGUGUAACCUCCAUAAGGGCAAGUGUUCCAAGAAGUAUACCUUCCCCACCCCACUUGGGCAGUGGGGAUUAACACAAUUGCUCUUAUUGUGCACAACCUGUACUUUCUCAACUAACGUAACAUGGGCAACUGUCAAUGCCCACCUCACUGAGUAGCUCAUUUGGCAUGUAUGCAUAUCAGUAUGACUGUUUUGGAAACUUGUAUUUUCACAAACUGUCCAUUAAAUAAAAGUUUUGCUUUUA
Molecule: messenger RNA, 2817 nt
Organism: Chrysemys picta bellii (western painted turtle)
Lineage: Eukaryota; Metazoa; Chordata; Testudines; Emydidae
Source: RefSeq, a predicted model, not a curated record